Dioscorea cayenensis subsp. rotundata (Guinea yam) is the source of this 1312-nucleotide messenger RNA. RefSeq names its product ATP-dependent (S)-NAD(P)H-hydrate dehydratase. The transcript is spliced from 12 exons. The coding region runs from base 91 to 1176 and encodes 361 amino acids. Gene Ontology annotation, biological process: metabolite repair. The record is from RefSeq and is a predicted model, not a curated record. Gene Ontology annotation, molecular function: ATP-dependent NAD(P)H-hydrate dehydratase activity. Lineage: Eukaryota; Viridiplantae; Streptophyta; Magnoliopsida; Dioscoreales; Dioscoreaceae.
CUUAUCGUCCAUGGAUUCCUCUUCAAUAAAGUUCAAAUUUUGUCAUCAAUUUGCAGUUCUUUGCUCCAUGAAUUAGCAUCUGAGCAUGGGAUGUUGGUGUCUUCUUCUUCUUCAGCUGUGUUGAGGAGGCAGCUUUUCUUGAUUAGGUGCUUGGGUGGUGGUGUUGGUCAGAGCCACAAGAAGAUUCGAAGAGUUAAUUGCUCAAGUAUGGUGGCUAUGGAAGCUGAUGCUGAACAUGUUAUAAGAAAGAUCACCCCUUUGUUGGAUCCCAUUAGGCAUAAGGGUCAAGCAGGGAAAGUGGCCAUUAUUGGUGGAUGCCGUGAAUACACAGGCGCUCCAUAUUUCGCUGCUAUAUCAGCACUUAAAAUUGGUGCAGAUUUAUCACAUGUUUUCUGUACAAAAGAUGCUGCAGCAGUUAUCAAAAGCUACAGCCCUGAGCUGAUUGUUCAUCCGGUGCUAGAAGAAUCGUAUAAUAUAAGAGAUGAUGAGAAAGAGUCAGUUUCUGCUAAGGUUCUUGCAGAAGUUGUCAAGUGGAUGGAAAGAUUUGAUUGCCUUGUGGUUGGUCCAGGUCUUGGAAGAGACCCAUUUCUUUUGGAUUGUGUGAGUAGCAUCUUGAGGCAUGCUCGACAAUCAAAUGUCCCUAUGGUCAUUGAUGGGGAUGGUCUCUUUCUUGUGACAAAUAACCUUGAUCUAGUUAGUGGAUACUCCUUAGCUGUUCUGACACCUAAUGUUAAUGAAUAUAAGCGUCUUAUAGAAAAGGUCUUAAAUUGUGAAGUGGACAAUGAAGACGCUUCCCUGCAAUUGCUUUCUCUUGCGAGAAGCAUCGGAGGUGUAACUAUACUCCGGAAAGGCAAGUCUGACCUUAUUAGUGAUGGUGAAAUAGUUAAAAGUGUGAGCAUUUUUGGUUCUCCCCGGCGUUGUGGCGGUCAAGGUGAUAUUCUUUCUGGCAGUGUUGCUGUAUUUUCAUCUUGGGCCCGACUGCAUGUAUCAUCUAUGAAAGAAUCAGCAGAUUGCAACUCGCAAAACCCAAUGGUUCUCGGGAGCGUAGCGGGCUCUGCACUUUUGAGGAAAGCUGCAUCCUUAGCUUUUGUGAACAACAAAAGAGCAACCCUUACAACUGAUAUUAUCGAGUGCUUGGGUGCAAGCUUGGAAAGUAUCAGCCCUGCUGAAUCAUAAAACAUUUGGAAGAACCAGCUUUUCCUGUAUGACAGUUCUGAUGAAACUUCAGUUUGAAUGUGUUGAGUUCAAAAUAGAAACUGUUAUAUGGAAUACUGAGUUUGCAUGAAAAUAAAAAAUACAGAUGUCACUGGCA